Caenorhabditis elegans is the source of this 3303-nucleotide messenger RNA. It is a transcript of the gene ZC506.1, whose product is annotated as alpha-1,2-Mannosidase. NCBI's taxonomy places the organism in Eukaryota, Metazoa, Nematoda, Chromadorea, Rhabditida, Rhabditidae. The record is from RefSeq and is marked reviewed. Bases 77 to 2872 code for a protein of 931 amino acids. The transcript has 13 exons. Gene Ontology annotation, biological process: carbohydrate metabolic process; endoplasmic reticulum mannose trimming. Gene Ontology annotation, cellular component: endoplasmic reticulum; membrane; endoplasmic reticulum quality control compartment. Gene Ontology annotation, molecular function: mannosyl-oligosaccharide 1,2-alpha-mannosidase activity; calcium ion binding.
AGUUACAACAUCGUUUCUUCAAUGCCCUAAAUUUUGGUUGUGAUUUUUUCCAACUUCCGCUUUAUUUCCACAAAAUAUGUUCAACACAAGAUGGAAGGUGUUCAUAUUUUUGGCACUAUGCUAUCGAAUAUCACAUGGAGAAGAGUUGGAUAAGAAAAAGUUACAAAAAGAGGCAUACGACAUGUUUAUGCAUGGAUACAAUUCUUACAUGAACUACGCAUUUCCUGCUGAUGAGCUCAUGCCCCUUUCAUGCAAAGGACGGAUCCGAGGUGUGACCCCCAGCCGAGGAGAUGUUGACGAUGUCCUGGGAAACUUUUCGGUGACUUUAUUGGACAGCCUGGAUACCUUGGUUGUAAUGAAUGAGCUUGAUGAGUUUGAAAAAGCUAUAGACUUGGUUAUCAAACAUGUGCGAUUUGAUUCUGAUCACGUUGUCAGUGUUUUUGAAACUAAUAUCAGAGUUCUCGGUGGUUUGAUCUCAGCUCACGUGUUGGCAGAAUUAGUAAAAGAAAAGUACCCAAAUCGGCUGACAACUUAUGAUAAUCAGCUGCUCAAAAUGGCGACUGAAGUUGGAAAUCGACUACUCCCUGCUUUCAAUACAACCAGUGGCUUGCCAUUUAGUAGGAUCAACUUGAAACAUGGUAUGCAAGAUCACUUGAAAAGACAGAAGGAUACAUGUACGGCUUGCGGAGGAACAAUGAUUUUGGAAUUUGCUGCUCUUACAAGUUUGACCGGUGACCCAAUUUAUGAGAAGAAAGCAAGGAAAGCUAUGGACUUCUUAUGGCAACAACGUCACAGAUCUUCUGACCUGAUGGGUACUGUGCUCAAUGUUCAUUCAGGAGAUUGGACACGACGGGAAAGUGGAAUUGGAGCAGGAAUAGAUUCUUAUUACGAGUAUACUCUCAAAGCUUACAUUCUCCUUGGUGAUGAAAGUUAUCUUGACAGAUUCAAUAAGCACUAUGAAGCUAUCAAAAGAUACAUCAACAAGGGUCCAAUAUUUGUCGACGUACACAUGCAUAGGCCAACAGUUGCCACAAGGGGCUUCAUGGACUCUCUUCUCGCUUUUUGGCCCGGCUUACAAGUAUUGAAAGGAGAUGUCAAGGAAGCAAUUGAAAUGCAUGAAAUGCUGUUCCAAGUCAUACAAAAGCACAAGUUCUUGCCUGAGGCUUUCACUCAUGAUUUUCAAGUACACUGGGCUGAACACCCAAUCCGACCUGAAUUUGUAGAAAGUACCUACUUCUUGUAUCGAGCUACCAAGGAUCCCCAUUACUUGCAUGUUGCGAAGCAGAUUAUGGAUAGUAUCAACAAGUAUGUGAAAGUGCCUUGCGGAUUUGCUGCUUUAAAAGAUAUUCGAACUAUGGUCAAAGAAGAUCAAAUGGAAUCGUUCGUACUUUCGGAAACUUUCAAAUAUCUCUACAUGAUCUUCACUGAUCCUGAAGAUCUAAUGUUUGAUCCCGAUCACUACGUACUUACCACAGAGGCUCACUUCUUGCCUUUAAGCAUUGGACACAAGGAGAAAAUAGAAAAUAAAAUAAACCCACGUCGAAUGAUAUUGCGAGCGGACGAGCCACAGCAGAAAAACUACGUGUGUGCAAACCCAAUCGAUUUCACGAAGUUACCCACUGAACGGGAAGAAGCCCAAUUGAUAAGAGAAAGGACGAAAAUUAUGUUGGGAGAGCUUAGAAAUGGGGCGAGUGCAGGUGGUGCAGCACCGGGCAACAUGAUAUGUGAAUCUCCGGCCGACAGAAUUCGAGCAUGGGCGUUUUCGUCAAGUAACCAAGAACACGUCAAACAAUUGGUUAUGAUGGGGAUUGAACUCAUUACCUUGAGUGAUGGCCGUUUGCAUUUAAGCCAUAAAUCAGUAAACGCAGCUUCACCACUUUAUGCAAGAUGGGGAAUGGAAUUUAUGGAGGAAAUGCAGCACUAUGUCGAACAACUCGAUAAAUCUGGUGGUACUCCUGAGCACACUCAACAGUUCGUGCAAAUCCUUAACCGUCCUUAUUACGGAAAACCAUACCUACGCGGAUCUGCUGCUCAAUUUGGACGAGACAUUGCAGCAACAAAAGCCCUUGUUGGACGUGCGGCCAAGACAAUUCCAUUCCGAGCAUGUGACAAAAUUUUGAACGCCGACCAGGUAGUUGGAAAAAUUGCAGUUGUCGAAAGGUCGGAUUGCGUUUUCCAAGAUAAAGCUAGAUUUGUGCAACAAGCUGGAGCUAUAGGAAUGGUUGUGAUUGAUCACGAAUCAAAUUCACAAUACGUUGGCGAUCGGCCAACUUUCUCUAUGGCAGUUGACAAGGAUGGAAAAGAUGAUAUUGGAAUCCCAUCCAUAUUUUUGUUCCGUGCUGAAGGGGACCACUUGUUACGUUCUUUGAAAAUGCAUUCCGAAACGGUCAUUUCGAUAUCAUCUCAUCACCUCUCGAUUGAAAACACAAUUGGUCGGCUUUUGCGAUAUGGCAAAAUGUUCAAGUUUCCUGAAUACCCACAAUGUUCACUCAGAGACGGUGAUAUUAUAUUGCACAAUUUGGAUUAUCCUGAAGUUAUUCUCAAUCUGCGUUUCAAUGGUAUUAAUCAAGAUAGUGAUCCAAGACUACAUCAAGAAAUUGUUGAGCGUCACGUCACAGAACUACAAAAAUAUCUAGAGUUCAAGGAUGCUGACUAUGCGUUCCAGUUUUAUGAGUUCUUCCGUACGGCAGCAUAUGGAGCACUUGAUUUGAAUGUGGAAAAUAGUAAGCUGCUCACAGUAAUUUCUGCACUGAGUACGUUAAAAACAAAACCAAUUCCACCAUCAGUUUUUGCGAGACUUCCCGGAGAGAUUACAAAGGUCCGUUGUAUUCCCAGAGGAGAAGAAAUGCCGUGUGUUCGACUAUCUACAUAAGUCUUAAACAAUGUUUUUGCAAACAAAAACAAGCCAGUUUUCCAAAUUUUAAAAUUCCAAAAAAAAUCACAAGCCAUACAUGUUCCGUUUCUAAACUUGGGUUAAUUGUCUGUUUCUUUCAAAAAUUCAUAUACAUAUAACAUUUGAUAAUCUAUUCAAAAGCAACAUUCAUGCCUUUAGCAAUUUCCUGUAAGGUGAUAAAAUGCGGGUUAAAAAUUUGUUUCCUUUUUUCUUCUGUUGUUUAUAUAUUUACUUUGUUCACCGUUUCAUCGUAAGCCCACUGACGACUUCUUCAACUUCCUCCAAGCAAAUGUGUAUUUAAAUCAACAAAAUGUGUGUAGAAUUUACUUGUAAAUGUUUACUUUUCAAUGGUUCACCGGAUGCAAUUUUUCAAUGUCAUUUUCCAUCACAAUAAAGAUUUUCUGUUACUU